This is a messenger RNA of Phytophthora nicotianae INRA-310, 984 nucleotides long. RefSeq lists its product as hypothetical. NCBI's taxonomy places the organism in Eukaryota, Oomycota, Peronosporomycetes, Peronosporales, Peronosporaceae. The transcript has a single exon. Bases 1 to 984 code for a protein of 327 amino acids. The record is from RefSeq and is a predicted model, not a curated record.
AUGACCAAGGAGAAUAUCCGACAUUUAGCAGUGGUGAAUGGCGACAUGACGAGCGCUGUGAAGCGAGGAUCGGUGCAGGAAGAGGACAUGCGCUGCGUGCUGUCCAUCACGGAUAUUGUCCGUGCGUACGCGGAGUUUGAAGCCUCAAGGAAUGCGACGCCGGCUCAAGACGGCGCGGCGGACGCAUCUGCAGACACUGAGGCGAAGUCUAAGACUGAGACGGACGAACCCAAGGAGACAAAGUCUACUGAAGACACUGAGACCAAGACUGAGACGCCGGAAGCAGCGGCAGACGCGACCCCGUCGACUCCAGUUGUUACGGCUGCGACGCUGUUGAAGAAGAAGCACAAGCGCAUUAAGCUGAUCCUCAACACUCGACCGGAAGACAAUGUGACUGUGGCAGACGCGGUGGAGGAGAUGGCCAAACGCAACUUUGGAGCCGUCCUGGUCGUGGACAAGGAGCAGCGUGUGCUCGGCAUCUUCACUGAGCGUGACUACAUUCGCAAAGUGCUUUUUGAAGUCAAGGACCCGACCAAGGUGCUCGUGACGGACGUGAUGACGUCUGUGGACUCUGUGCUUCAAAUUGAGGACCCACUGGAAAAGUGCUGGGACUUGGCUGCCACUUCGAACUGCCGUCAUUUCCCUGUGAUCGGUGUCAUGCGUCAAGAUCGCGAGAAGGAGCUUGCUGGUAUCCUGUCUAUCAAGGAUAUCGUCCGUGAGAUUUCCAAGGACCAUCACGCCACACCUGGUUUCCGUCUGAUGGAGUUCUUGAAGUCCAAGAUGGAGCCAAAGCGUGCAGAGCCCAAACCGGAGGCGAAGGUCGAGUCUACUGCUGAGUCGUCGGCGGAAACUAAGGCUGCUGCUCCUACAGACACGACUGCGGUCAAAGAACCGAAAGAAGAGACUCCAAUGAAGGCAUCUAGCUCUGAAACGGAGUCCAAGACUGUGGAGGAGCCUCAGACGUCCACGUCUGUGAAACUGUAA